Rotaria sordida is the source of this 969-nucleotide messenger RNA. The record is from the annotation of a GenBank genome assembly. NCBI's taxonomy places the organism in Eukaryota, Metazoa, Rotifera, Eurotatoria, Philodinida, Philodinidae.
AUGCAAGACAAUUUGGAACCGAUAGCCAUGAUCGGAAUGUCCUGUGAAUUAGCCAAUGGGAUUGAUGGACCUGAAUCAUAUUGGAAUGUUCUAAAGAAUUGCAUUGAUGUUGGAAGUGAAAUUCCAAAAGAACGUUUCGACGUGGAUUCCUAUGCUUCGAUGUUCAAUUUCAAUAAACCUUUCAUUCGUCGUGGUUAUUUUCUUAAUAAUGAUCAAUUGGACAAUUUCGAUCCAUCGUUUUUCGGUAUAACAGAUGGUGAAGCAAUGCUCAUGGACCCAUGUCAUCGUCUCUUACUCAAAAAAUUUUUCCACCUAAUAGAAGAUGCCAAUUAUACAUUCGAUCAAAUUCGAGGUAGUAGAACAGCUGUUUACAUUGGUCAAUUUACAAAUGAUCAUGCAAUAACAAUUAAUCGAACGAAAAUGGAAGAUCACACUAUAAUGGGACCGAAUAUAUCGCUCUUCAAUGCUUCCAGUAGACUUUCUUAUUUUUAUGAUCUUCUUGGUCCAAAUUUAACUUUGGAUACAGCUUGUUCAUCGUCACUUCAAGCCAUUCAUCUUGCUGUUCAAAGUUUACGCAAUGGUGAAGUAGAUUUAGCCGUAGCUGGUGCAACAAAUCUGAAUUACGCACCUGAAACAUUUUUCACGGCAUCAUUCAUUGGUGCGAUUUCACCUGAUGGUCGAUCACGUUCUUAUAGUGAAGAUGCAAAUGGUUAUGCAAAAGGUGAAGGAGUUGGUUUGAUCCUUCUCAAACGAUUGAGCGACGCUAUACGAGACAAAGAUAAAAUUUACUGUGUCAUUCGUGAUGUAAUGGCGUCUCAUGAUGGAAAUCAAGAGAAAACUGGCUACAGUGUUCCAUCAAGUCGUGGGCAAAUGAUGCUUCUCAAUGAUAUUUAUACGCGUAACAAUAUUGACCUGAAAAAUAUAUUUUAUAUUGAAGGUCACGGUACCGGAACACAAGUUGGAGAUCCA